AUGCAACUGAUUGCAACUGAAUACCCAGAUCCACCGGUUUUUUGCAGUCUUGUACGUAGUACCAGUUCGCCCGCCCCGGUAAUACAGCAGGACGAAUCGGCCGCCCGGCGUGAGCGUCGGCAGCGAUUGCAACAGGAGGAUCCAGCGGCCGCCGCCGCGGCACUACAGCACGAAUUGGCCACCCGGCAUGAGCGCCGGGAGCGAUUGCAGCAGGAGGAUCCAGCGGCCGCCGCCGCGGCACUACAGCAUGAAUCGGCCACCCGGCGUGAACGCCGGCAGCGAUUGCAGCAGGAGGAUCCAGCGGCUGCCGCCGCGGCAGUACAGCAUGAAUCGGCCACCCGGCGUGACCGCCGGCAGCGAUUGCAGCAGGAGGAUCCAGUGGCCGCCGCCGCGGCAGUACAGCAUGAAUCGGCCACCCGGCGUGAGCACCGGGAGCGAUUGCAGCAGGAGGAUCCAGCGGCCGCCGCAGCGGCAGUACAGCAUGAAUCGACCACCCGGCGUGAGCGUCGGCAGCGAUUGCAGCAGGAGGAUCCAGCGGCCGCCGCCGUGGCACUACAGCAGGAAUUGGCCAGCCAGCGUGAGCGCCGGCAGCGAUUGCAGCAGGAGCGUGGGCGUGAAUCUACCCUACUGGACCGUCUUAACAGUUUGUUACAACUAGACUACUUGCAUGGCGACCGGCCCAUCGACCUGCCAGACUUCUUGAUGGCUCUGCCCGAUGGCCGUGUUGAAGACUUGCCUGACGUCGAGGGGGAAGCACCAUCGCCGCCAGACCCCGUGCUGCCAGUUCGGUACCGUAUCCGGCGGAAUGAUCGGCGCAACACAGCCUCGGGGGAAGACGGUGCAGGCACUAGUGGCAAUGGUGUCGCUAUGUUGCUGGACGAUGACAUCAGGGGCGCCCAUAGCGGUACCUCUGAGGAGGAUGAAAUAGCACAGGCUGCACCGGAAGCGCCAUCACAACAGCUGCCGCCCGAGCUGCAGCCAAAGCCACCCCGCGUACUGCCGCGGCCAUGUCCUACAGACUCUGCAUCCGUGGAAAUACCGUACUGUAUUCGGCUGGAGCCCGACCUACCCAAUCGCACCAUGCUGGUCGAUGCAGCUGGCAUGGAGCGCAUCUUCGUCUGCAAGGAUUGUGAGGCUGCACUUUCGGCUCGACGCAUCCCAGAUGCAGCUCUGGCGCGCCUGGACCCCGGGGAUGUGCCCCUCAGCAAUCACCUCGGGGAGCCAUUGCCCCUUCCGACCUUCCUGGAAAGCCAGGUGCUCGCGCGUGCACACAUAUUGCAGCAGGUGAUAGUUCUGCACCUGGGCGGUCGGCCACCGGAGGUUUUUCCACAGGCGGUACGUGCACACAGUGUAGCGCUGGCCAACCCAGGCCGACAUCUAUGGCGCGGCCUCAUACCAGCAGCACUCACUGAAAUGGCAGGGUGCAUCACCGUCGUCUGUGUGGACCAUGUGCGCAACCGGCACGAGUUGCGAGAACGUGUCCGCAGUGCACCUGCACUGCAGAUGCGAGGACCCGUUAUCGUUGCGUGGGUCCGCUACCUGCAGCAUCUCGAUGAGGAGGAGUGGGCGAUCGAUCCCGUGGCGCUCCAGGAAUACGAAAAAAUGGGCUGUGCCCCGUUCGUCCCGGAAGUAUUGCUGGAUAACGCAGUGGGACCCAUCGAUGAGGAAGUGGCUGGUGUGCUGCGCAGCACCUUUAUGCAUGGCCGCACGGGAGCUGCUGGUGUUCGACAGCAACAGGAUCAGAUUGAGGCUGCAGUUGCUGAGGCUGCGAUGGAGACGGCUGGUGCAGAUGUCUCGACAAUUGCUGAGGCUGCAAACGGGGCUGAUAUGGAUGUUGAUGCUGCUAAUGCUGCUGAGGCUGCUGCUGCGGCUGGUGCACGUGACGAACAGGAUGAUGACCAGGACAGCUUGCUUGGUGGACGGCCGUUUGUCGCAUUUGUACACACGCCUUCCACCAUUGCAGAGCCGAUCGCAGGUGCAGAGCCACGCGAGCCUGGCACCACUGCAGAGCUGGUCGCAGGUGCAGUGGUGACCAAGGUGGAGCAGAGCGGUCGCCUGGCGCUGCACGUGCAUGGUGUAGCGCAUGUGGCAACCUUUGCGGUGGAACGGCUCCAGGCGCUGUUUAAUGGCCCUAACUGCCGUGCCCUGGCACUGGCGUACGCGUUAUGUCAGCAGUGGUACCCGUCCCCUUACUAUGACCCAUCAGUACCGGAAGACAGCCGCCGUGUAUUCCAGAUGUCGCCAGAAGAGACGGCACAACACGGCAUACCGCCACCAGCCGCAGACAAGUGCUGCCCUCGUGCGGCCUACAAUUUCGAGCGGCUGGCUGGAUGCAGUAAUGGCGGCUUGCCACCACACGAGAAGCACGCAGCAUGCCAUGCACAUCACGCUGCUGUACUGCGAACGACCCUUACACACACUCACAGCGAUGUGUGUGUCCGACACGGCUGCACAGGCACCGACGGCAGCUGCGGUAUGGCGUUCCCGCGCAUCAUACGACACCUAUUUUGGUGGAUCGGCACGCAGGGUCUGUUCUUGCUGCCGCGGCUGGGCCGCAACCUCGUGCCGCAUUUCCCUGCAGCAGCGCUCGCGUUCGGCUGCAACCAGCUCUUCAGUCUGGCCUGCGAAGUGGACCGUGCAUAUACGACGGAAGUCGCAGCACAGCUAGAAACAGCAGCCGACGGGAAUGAGACACCCGCACCAGAGGAACCGCUGGGCUCUGCUACCGAUCACGCACGUGAUGUGGCGUACUACACGUCCAAAUACACGGCCAAGACCAUUGAACGCAGCCAAGCGGACCGUUUGUGUAAUGCCGUCGCCCGUGUACAAGACUUCUUGCUAUCAGGCGUCCCUCCACCGCCUGUCAACAACCCGGACCUUGCCGCCACCAUCCCUACCGCCUUCGGAAACCUUGCGGCCGCCGCACAUCGCAUGACCGCCACCAUCACCGUGGGCAUGGCACUAGCGGCGUUCAAACUGUCCGGAUACGACACCUUCCAGGCAUCGUACCAGCGCAGCUACCUCCCCGUCGGUGGGUUCACAGCACUGGCAAACACACCUGGAGCUGGACCGGAUAAUGAGGAUGGCGCAGUGGAAGUCGCGCUCGUAAACACAGAUACAAACACCGACGACUAUGUCAUCUCCAACACGGUGCAAAACUACAUCCUCCGCGGCCCGGAGCUUAGCGGCUUGGAAUGCAGUGCAUACACGCUGGCAAGCAACUACAGCUUGGCUCACGUGCAACCAGCACAACACCCGCACGCUACUACCCUCCAAGGUGUGGUCCUACCUAGCCGCCAUGGCCGCAAACGCACCGCGACCAACAGUGCAGUACUCACACCUUCCGUGCAUGGAGCGUCGCCCAACCAACCAGCCCCUACAACCGUAACGUCACCUCCACCGCUGGAACAAUUGCCGAGUGGUACCAACAAUGUCACUAAUGCAGCCCGACUAGUGGCUCUGCAUCCCAGCCAUCCACUCUAUCUUAGCCACGUCCUGAAGCGUCAUCCCCGUCCACAGUACGUCCUCUUAGGCGGCUCCCUCCCGCGCCGGCCGACUGAACGCACCAAGCCAGCGGACGCUGAUGAGUACUAUGCCUUUGUGCUAGGUACCUUCAAGUCACAUCGUGGCGUGCCUGUGCCCCCUAACUUAACGGUGCAACAAGCAUACGACGAGUGGUGGUCUGAGCUAGCCACCACUGAAUCUGGCCGCCGGUACCAGCAAUGUGUGGCGGCCAUUUUGGACAACAUUGAACAGGACCACGCUGCCCGUGCGCGCCACACCGAACAGUACAACCAACAGCGGCGCAAGCACAAACCCCCCACGGAGGAUCCUGGCGGAUAUCGGGCUGACAAUGAUGAUGACGGCAAUGCUGAGGCGCAAGAUGCGCACUUCCAGACACACCCUGAGACAUGGCCUGCCAGUGAUACACAGAUCGAACAAGGCCACCCUCAGCAGCCGCGUCCCGCUCCUACUGCCGGCCUGGACCUCGCUGCCACACCGAUCGGUACCCUAUUCGACCGUACCACUGCCAGUGGAUUGUAUGCAUAUGAUGCCGUCGUACGAUGCCCUGUCCCCAUGCUGGUGAGCGGCCAUGGUACCUCCGCCUCUUAUCUACUGCGUCGUGUGAAUGCUGCCGAUAUGACGGCCCUCGAGGAGGCAGCUCGGCGCCUAAAAUGGUACACUACCAACACUACCCCCCAAGACGGCGUUGAGCCCAACCGUCGCCUAAGUCUACACCGGCAGACCUCGUCCGUCAGCCCCAUUGUCGCCAUAGUUGAAGUCGAGGGACAUGCACCUGAACCUGUGCCGGCCGGCAAUACACCACCUUACAUUCGUCUACCUCAGCCACCCACCAUCGAGGAUACCAUUCACCUCUUCACCCUAUCGCCAGAACAAGCAGUACCGUUCAUCCUCAUGGCCCGGUACUUUGAUCGCCUUGCAGAGCCCGACCCUGGACUUCCACCUCGCAUGCUUGUGGUGGGCCGUCCCGGUACCGGCAAAUCACAGUUCGUACACGCACUGCUCUGGUACACAUUCCAACAUGGUGUACCCGAGUGGCCUGCCACCUGUGCAUACGCCUGGACUGCUGCUGCCGCCUUCCACAAUGACACGCAUCGCAGCCUUUCCACUCACGCCAUGUUCGGCCUUGCAGCAAUGGGCAUCGGACACGGGCGCUCCAAACGUGGCAGCGCCGUCGCCUUGCAGGUACACCGCAAUGUGGGCUCCGGUGCAAUCAUCAUCGACGAAAUCGGCAUGAGCAGCAUCGAGCAUUUGGGCGCCAUCUACAAUGCGUGCAAUAAACAUCUCACCCCGAUGUUGCACGUGCCCGCCACAGACGCGGCAGCACACGUACUGGCAGGCCGGGCAGCAGCUGGUGUUGGUGAUCCCUGCCAACAUCCCCAACCCGGCGGACACCCGGCAUAUCACUACGCAGCACAGCUGGAGCAGGAGCCUGCCUUCACACCCUCUGCACCCAACUCACAACGCGUGCAUCAGGGAGAGUCCACGUCAGAAGACGAGCACACAGUCGCAUCUGACUCCUCAACUGACAACAGUGCAGCACCAUCCACCAGGCGUCGACGUCCAGUUCCACAGACACAUGACCAUAUCCACAACGGGUUCAUCCUCUACCGCAACCUCGCCCAAGACGUCUUCUUACUCACCCGUCAGCAGCACCAGAACAACACUCCAGGGGGCAUCUACCUCGCCGAGGCCUCCACCAUGUUUGCAGGUGGCCCAGUCACCCGCAAGCGCAUUGAGGAGCUCGUCGACAAGCUGAAUGCGCGCGCCAUCUCUAGCUUGGCGGCCCUGACACCCCUCAAGCCCCGUGUCGUUGUCCAACGAAACGAACUGAGGCACGCGCUAAACACACGCCUCAUGAUGCUGCAAGCGCAGCACCUGAGCAAACGCUUGGUGGUUUGGAAUGCGGACCACGUACCACACCAGCCCCGUGGCACAGCCCCACAGGCUCCGCUCACCCGUGUAGAGCAGGCUGUUGCCAUGCGUGUCAAGGACGCCGAGUUCGAUCACACCACGGCGGACACAUGCCGACACCCAAUCUUGUCAGCAGUACCGACGGACGCUGGCUACUUUGUCGCUGGCGUUAUCCGAGGCCACUCUGCAAUCGGCAUCGUAAGCAUCAACAACGCAGUGCUUGACGACCUACUAGCUGCACACCAAGCGGGCCCCACCAAAUUCACCACAAAAAUUGCCUGCAUCUCAGAGCAGGCAACCGCCGCGUAUGAUAUGGAAGUAGCGAUGAUGGCCAUGCCCACGCCUUACGUCCAACUCUGGAAACAGGCAGCGCAGCAGCGGCAACCACUCUAUUUAAUAAACGGCCGAAUCACACAAAAAGACAAGUGGCAGCCAGUCGUAUGGCUCGGUGGAGUCUUGGUUACAGCGGCAUAUCCCAGCAAGGUCGUACGUCGCUGGGUAGACCUGGCGUCGGCAGCAAUCGACGAUCAGCAACUGCCGCAAUCAGUAACUACAACAGCCAGCGCAGGCCCGUCUACCUACACCCAUCCCGUAUUGGCAUGGGAACGCCGGAACGCUACAGCCGUGGUACUACCUGCCGACGGUACACACAAAGACAUGCGACUACAACCUAACCUGACGUUAGAAGUUAGUGUAGACCAACAGCCGGUAAUCCCCCUCGUAUUGCAUCGAGGAGACAAUACCGCCACGUAUCCAGUCUGCGCGUCCGAAUUAGCUGUACUACAGCAACUACCAGGUUUCCAGGACUUCUUCGCGGACCAGGACUUCGCGACGACGGAGAGUCGACAACAAUACGUCACAGAAGAACAGUGGACACUCCACUGCGACGUAAAGACGACAACACACGGACGCACCACCUUCGUGACGGACAUCCGCCCCAUCUGA
This is a messenger RNA of Volvox carteri f. nagariensis, 6381 nucleotides long. RefSeq lists its product as uncharacterized. The coding region runs from base 1 to 6381 and encodes 2126 amino acids. The record is from RefSeq and is a predicted model, not a curated record. NCBI's taxonomy places the organism in Eukaryota, Viridiplantae, Chlorophyta, Chlorophyceae, Chlamydomonadales, Volvocaceae. The transcript has 9 exons.